AUGGAAUGGGCACCUUUCAUUCCUCUAUUGUCUUUGUUCCCUGACAUCCACCUCCCUUCUAGACUGCAACCUGCCGCCUGCAGUCUUCUUGGUGUCUUCCCUUCUCAUGCGUGAGACCAUGCCGCUGCAAUAGAUAGGCCAUGCCUCCCGCCAACACUCCCGCGCGAACGCCCUCGCGCCCGCAAACUCCUGCCGCCCAACCCGCGCGCCCACUGACCCCGCUAUCCUACCUCUCCUCUCCCGGGCCCGACCUCGCCGCAACCUUGCAUGCCUCCACCACCGCCAACGAUACCGAUGAAGCCAACGUCGCCUUCCUUCGCAACUCGCUAGAUAACCUCGACCACCCGAGCCCGCCGACCCGAAGAUCGCACAUAGAUUCCGCCCGAGACCCCCGGUCGCGCGAAUACCAAUCCGAGCACCGCGCAUCCUCUUCUUCGUUUCCGACCGGCCGGGCUGAGACCGCCGAAGACCUGUCAAGACAAGAAAGACUGCGCCGAGUUCUGAGCCGGCUGAAUAGACUACAUGAGCCCGCUGCCUCGUCGUCGACGACCGCGGCGUACACCGACCGCACGCCUUCUCCCCAUCGUCAGAGCUUGUAUGAUUGGGCGCCUGGUUGGGAGGAGGAGGAGGGCGAGCUGAGCGCCAUUCUGAAUGAGCUGCGGCGCCAACAGCCUGACACGCACCCGGAUAUCCUGCGUGUGCUCAGCCAGAGUCAGUUGGAGAGCAAUCGACAGCGUGAUCGAGAUACCGCCGCCCUUUCCGCCGCGGAGAAUGAUAUGGCGGAUGCGGUGGAGCGGCUUGAUAGACUUGAGCGACGGAAUCUUGCGCGCCGAGAGCGGGAUCGGAGGGCGAGAGAGAGCGAGUGGCUGAGUUUGAGGAGUAGGGCUAUGUUGCAGCGCGCGAGGCAGGAUGGCGGCGCGGGAUCGCCGAGUGCAACGGAGAGGAUGUUGAGGUAUGUGAUGGAGAGGGAGAGGAGUGGGUUUAGUGAGGAGGAGGAACGGGCGAGGAGCCAAGGCUGGUUUCGACCGGAUUCGGCGGGGGAAGAGCGCAGUGAAGAGCAGAAUGGUGGUGGUGAGAAUGGUGCGAGUGGGAGAGGUCAUUGGCUUCUUCCUCCGCCCGCUGAGCUGCGAGAACGAGACAGACAGGAGAGGGUGGAGGCGUUUCGACGAGGCUACUUACCGGAAAACGGGGCGCAACGGGUACCACGAGUCUCCACUCCGCCGGUGCAGGCGACGCCUACUUCCUCUUCGACGUCCAUGCUCGAGAAUGCGUUGAAAUACCUGAGCGAGCUGCGGUCCUGCGUUGGGUUGGAGGGUGCUCUGUCUGCGGCAAUCGAUAACCAAUUGGCUACGAAGGAGUUCCUCGCCGACAAGCACGACGAUUUUGUCAUGGAUCUCGACGAGCUGCCUCUCCUGCCCUACUCGUCAUGGCUUCAGCCGGGCGCCGUCUUCGAAGGACAGCAAUACGCCUCAACAGCAAGCCUUACCCACCAAGACCGAUCGUCGACAUCAUCUCGAGUCGAGCAGAUCAAUCCGAAUUACAGAAACUCAAGCAGCCACCACAACAGCACAGCACACCCAGGUUUCGACCACCCUCCAGGCUCGGCACGCAUCGACGCCUCCCGCCCCUGGCGCUUCCACUUGCCCCAACCGCUCAAAGACUCUCACGACCACUGGCCCGUGCGCGUCAUCAUCCACGCCAUCGACGAAGACAGCAUGACGCUGCAAGGCACAAUGGAAGCCUACGACGUCCCACAACACCCCUCCGCCACCCACCUCAGCACCACCAGCAGCGGCAGCACCACCACCAACGGCGAACGCCCGAAAGCAGGCAAGAAGCACGCGCCCAUCACCACCUACCUCGAAGGCCACAUCAUCGACCUGCGCACCCACACCUUCCUCACCCCCGACACGGCGCCGGAGUCGCAGCGCAAACGCUCUCCGUUCGCCUCGCCACGCAGCUCGGCGGAGAACAUCCACUUUCCCUCCGCCACGCCGCAGACGGAUGCACACAACUGGCUUAAACUGCCGCCGUUUUCUGGCCUCACCUCCCCCGCUUCCUCCUCAUCAACAACAACCACGCAAUCUCCCGCUUCCGAUGCCGCUCGUCUGCUCCUCUCCAAACGCCGCCUCGCCGCUUUGCACAAGGAGUACAUCUUCAUGCGCUGGAAGGAGCGCUGUUUUGUGCACAGCCUGCACAACGACCCCUGCACGGCGCCCGCGACGGAUCGCCAGGGGGACCAGGACCGCGGACAUGGACUGACGAUCAGCGGCUUCUACUAUGUCAGUCUGCGGCGGUGUGAUGGGGUUGUGGAGGGGUUGUACUUCGAUCCGAGCAGUACGCCUUUUCAGCAUUUGAGGCUCAAGGGCGCGGGGAGUGGGUGGGGGGCUUGGGGGUUUAGAUGAUGGCUGUAUAGCUUUUAUGGGAGUUGCAUCAGAUCUUCACACGGUAGCAUUAUGAUGAGAUGGACGAUUGGAUGUUGGGUGGUUCAAGGUGCUUUUUUCGUUUUUGAUGGUCUAGUCUACCGAAACGGCCGACGAGGUAUCUUUCCCG
This is a messenger RNA of Neohortaea acidophila, 2553 nucleotides long. RefSeq names its product vacuolar import and degradation protein-domain-containing protein. The record is from RefSeq and is a predicted model, not a curated record. Gene Ontology annotation, biological process: negative regulation of gluconeogenesis; proteasome-mediated ubiquitin-dependent protein catabolic process; protein targeting to vacuole. Gene Ontology annotation, cellular component: extrinsic component of membrane; GID complex. Bases 141 to 2405 code for a protein of 754 amino acids. The transcript is spliced from 2 exons. Lineage: Eukaryota; Fungi; Ascomycota; Dothideomycetes; Mycosphaerellales; Teratosphaeriaceae.